Messenger RNA from Caenorhabditis sp. 36 PRJEB53466, 1157 nucleotides. The record is from the annotation of a GenBank genome assembly. Lineage: Eukaryota; Metazoa; Nematoda; Chromadorea; Rhabditida; Rhabditidae.
AUGUCCGAGGCCAUCAUCAGAUUCUGGUUUGCCGCCAGAAGAGAGAAGAACGCCGACGGAACAACCUAUCUGGUGCUGGUGGCUCCAAAAACAGGAGAGCGAGUCAAUGUGAACGAGGAGCUGCUGAGGAGUGCCAAUGUCGUGCUCGGUGACUUUCUGACCGCCAAACUUUGUCCCGGAAGCCCACUGAAGGACUUCAAGAAGACACAGCAUAAAGCACAGCUGAAGGUGCAAGUAGAGGGAAAUGUGGCAUACGUACGUGUUUUAAAAACAAAACAAAACAGACGAAAGUGCGAGAUUUUAGGUGGAAGACGUGAAGGUGACGGUGGUGAAUGUGAACGGGAAGUCCUUCUUCAGAGGGCAAUACUUUGCACAAGCCAGCUCAAGGACUGAUGUUAACGAGGGAGAGUACCUUGUGAGAAUCAAUCUGUAAGUGUGAUGGGCUGCUAGGAAUUGCAUUCAUGUCUUGUUUCAGCCUCCAAAAACCUGCCGUAGUCAGUCCGACAGUGAACGUGCACUUCGCAGGAACACUGCCAAAGCCCGUUGGUGCAGUUUUUGGAGCCGGCUUCGCACCUUCUCCUCCUCCUCCUCCUCAAUUCCAAGUCGGUGCAGGAUUCACAGCCGCCAAGUUAACAAAACUGAAGGCCGUGGUUCUGGACGUGAAAAGAGAGACGGGCACUCAUUUCCUCUGGGUCUUCGAUAAGAAAACGUAAGUUCCCCUUCAAAUUCACUCUAGUUUCUAAUGUUUUCACUUUCAGAGAGGGCUACUUUGUCUCCAAUACCCUUCCGCUUCAGAAGGGACACUUCUUCGAGGCACUAUUCACGCAACAAGCGAAUGGAAAAUGGAAUAGUCAACAGUACGAGAAAGCGAUUCAGUAUCCGAUCAAAGGAGGCCUCGAUGCCAGCGGGAAAAUCUGGUUCAAAACGAUCCUAAAGACCUAUCAACCGGCGUCUGGUAAUCUGAGAUACGCCCAAGCAACAUCCGAUCAUUUCGGAACUAUUGUGAGUUUGAAAUGAGCAGAAGCAUUGUAGUAAAAGAGUAAUUUCAGGUGGACGUCGAUUCGAAACUCCCGUCGGAUUUCAGCAAGAAACAGGUGAACAUUCAACGUCGCAGACUCGGAUCCGAGUACGUCUGGGUGGUCUCCGAAGUUCUCUAA